This is a messenger RNA of Elephantulus edwardii (Cape elephant shrew), 387 nucleotides long. RefSeq names its product C-type lectin domain family 2 member D-like. Bases 1 to 387 code for a protein of 128 amino acids. Lineage: Eukaryota; Metazoa; Chordata; Mammalia; Macroscelidea; Macroscelididae. The transcript is spliced from 3 exons. The record is from RefSeq and is a predicted model, not a curated record.
AUGUCUUCCACUGAAUACACUUCAUGCCCAUAUGACUGGAUUGGAUACCAAGAAAACUGCUUCUAUUUUUCUGAAAACACAGCCACUUGGGCAUCAAGCCAGAACUUCUGUGUCUCGCAUGCAGCAACUCUGGCAGUAUUCAACACCACGAAAGAACUGGAAUUCCUGAAGCGAUAUUCAGAUAAUUUUCAAUAUUGGAUUGGACUGAGCAGAAAACAAGGAGAAGCUUGGAAAUGGGUAGAUGGAACCACAUUCAGUGAUUGGUUUAAUAUAAUUGGAUUUGGAGAAUGUGCCUAUCUACACAAAACUGGAAUUAGCAGUGCCAGUAGUCAUUUGGUUAGAAAAUGGAUUUGUACUAAACCAGACACAUACACACAAAGAAGUUAA